UCCGUUUACAGCCAGCAGCAGGAAUCCAGCGCCAACCAGGGCACCGGCUCGUGGCUGGAGGGCAUGAACUCGCCUCUCAUCCAGCAAGAGGGGGACUGCAAACAACUCAAGCUAAGAUUUGACGUCAGCCAGUACAAGCCCGAGGAGAUUGUUGUCAAGACCGUUGAUAAUAAGCUUCUGGUCCACGCCAAGCACGAGGAGAAAUCUGACAACCGCUCCGUCUACCGCGAGUACAACAGAGAGUUCCUGCUUCCCAAGGGCACCAACCCCGAGCUCAUCAAGUCCUCGCUCUCCAAAGACGGUGUCCUGACGGUGGAAGCUCCCCUGCCGGCCAUAGCUGGGAACGAAGAGAAGGUCAUCCCCAUCGCACAGAACUGAUUGACUGGUUUUCCUGUCUUUUGUCGUUUUCGAAUUUUCGUUUUUGGAAGGAAGGAAGCCGCGUAUAACAGGGUUGGAGGAAUCGUCUCGCCAGCAUCAAUGUGUUUUUUGUUUUUUUUUCAUGUAUAAAAUCGAUAGAGUAAAAAUUGUGUUUAUUGUAUGAAGAAAGGGAAAGUAAAAGCAAAGUCUUUUUUUUUUUUGAUAAAUAAUAAAUGUGAUUUUCUUAUGUGUGAAACACCUUUAUUAUGCCUUUGAAAUUGCAUGGGAAAUAUUUUCUUUCUAAGGUGUUAUUUCAAAUAGAUUAAAAUAUAAAAUUAUGUCCAUGAUCAUAUGUUAAAUGUACAACUGCCAGUAAUUUAGACAAUAAGGUAAUAUGUUUGUUUUGAUAGGCAAUGCACCAAUUCCAAGGAUAUUAUAAGAUAUGAAAUCAUUCUUUGUUGAUUAAAAUUUUAGAUGUCUAUUAUUUGUUUUUCAAAAAAGAAGCCUGUUAUGUGCAUAACGUUAGCAAUUUUCCAGACUUUGAUAUAUAUUAAGGAAUUAGUUUUUAUCUUAGUGGUAUACUGGCUAAAAAAAAACAUUUUUAUGAUUAGGUUCUGCAAAAGAAAUAUAGAUUUUUCUCUUUCAUACACAUCUCUGAUAGUAACAUUUGGUUUUCAGGCUUUGAAAACUUUCUCUGGAAAUUGUUUAUUUUUAAUACAAACUUAUACACAUAACUUUAACAAAUAAAAUGAAAGGAACAUAA
Messenger RNA from Penaeus indicus, 1120 nucleotides. RefSeq names its product protein lethal(2)essential for life-like. The annotation marks the transcript as partial. Gene Ontology annotation, biological process: protein refolding; response to heat. The transcript has 2 exons. Lineage: Eukaryota; Metazoa; Arthropoda; Malacostraca; Decapoda; Penaeidae. Gene Ontology annotation, cellular component: nucleus; cytoplasm. The record is from RefSeq and is a predicted model, not a curated record.